Molecule: messenger RNA, 759 nt
Organism: Aaosphaeria arxii CBS 175.79
Lineage: Eukaryota; Fungi; Ascomycota; Dothideomycetes; Pleosporales
Product: class I glutamine amidotransferase-like protein
Exons: 3
Coding region: 1-759 (252 amino acids)
Cellular component (GO): nucleus; cytosol
Source: RefSeq, a predicted model, not a curated record
AUGGUAGCGCUGUUGAGAAUUGCCAUACUUGAGUGCGACAAACCUGUCGACCCCAUUCUACAACAAAGGGGUACUUAUGGCGAUAUCUUCGAGCAGCUCUUCGACAGAACAGCUUCCGGUUCUAUCAAAGCAAACUUACCAGAAUGGAAAUUCAGCAAAUAUGACGUAGUUGAUCGCCAAAUUUAUCCAUCACUCGACAAGAUUGAUGGACUACUGUUGACCGGAAGCAAACACGAUUCCUUCGCAGACUUGCCUUGGAUCAGUCAAUUGGUUGACUAUGUACGCGCGGCGUUUAAUGCACGAAAACCAAUCGUGGGAAUUUGUUUCGGGCAUCAGAUACUUGCAAGGGCAAUGGGAGCUGAAGUGGGAAGAGAUUCUAGUGGAUGGGAAGUUUCUGUCGACAAGAUUCAUCUUACCGAUACUGGUAUCAGCCUCUUUGGAAAGGAAUCACUGACGAUGCAUCAAAUGCAUCGCGAUGUGGUCCGAACUGUGCCAGAUGGCUUCCAGAAUCUGGGCAUUAGCCCUUGCUGUGAGAUACAGGGACUGUUUUUACCGUAUCGAGCAUUGUCCGUACAAGCCCAUCCCGAGUUCGAUCAUUUCAUCACAACCGCUAUCUUGCAAAAGAGGCAUGCGGAUGGUAUUUUCAGCGAUAUCAUGUACGAGGAUGGGAAUACACGAGCGAUUCUGAAGCAUGACGGAGCUGUGGUCGCUAAGGCCAUUCUCCAGCUUUUUGUAGAUGCACAGAGGGCUCAGGAGUAG